This is a messenger RNA of Bathycoccus prasinos, 1881 nucleotides long. RefSeq lists its product with no specific name. The coding region runs from base 1 to 1881 and encodes 626 amino acids. The record is from RefSeq and is a predicted model, not a curated record. The transcript has a single exon. NCBI's taxonomy places the organism in Eukaryota, Viridiplantae, Chlorophyta, Mamiellophyceae, Mamiellales, Bathycoccaceae.
AUGUCCUCGAAGGAGUCGGGGGCAGAGCGCUCGGCGGAGGGGUACUACUAUUGCAAAGUAUGUCAACAGACGUUUUUCGGUACUUAUGCGGUCGAUUCUCGCUGCAUCAACACCCGCAAGUGUGCCGGUGAAGUGCGCAAGUGUGCCGGUGUUCUGGAGGCGAUUGCGUCGCCGAAGGAAUUGUCGCUCACUUUGGAGAAGAGAUUUUGGAGAGACUCCGCGAGGAGUGGAGAUCCGUUUGAAAUUUGGAAGCUCGUGACGGAAUGCAAGGAUAUCUUCGUAACGCACGUGAUCCCACGUUUGACGAGUCAGGAUUUGAAGUGUUUUAAAGAAGUAAAUCGAGCGUCGAGGGAGGUCGUCAAAGAGGCGCAUGCGAUGGAGAAACUGAAAAAAAAGUUUCAAAUACGCGAGUUGACAUCAGUUGCGAGCUUAAGGUGGGCUUUUAAUCGUUUCGAUGGCAACGAGGAGGACUUUUUUGCCAGCGUAGCAAUGAGUGGCAAUUUGUCGUUCGUUCGAUGGUGUCGAAAAUUUAUGAAGUGGGAUUACCGAGUGUGUACAUACGCGGCGUCUCGAGGCGAUAUUGCGAUGCUGAAGUAUGCACGAUCGAGGAAGAAUCCAAACACAGGGAACAAAGUCUGCGAGAUGAAGGGACAUGGUGCUUGUGCUUGUAACGCAGCCGCAGAUAAUGGUUCACUGGAAUGUUUGAAGUUUGCGUUCCAGGAGAAAUGCGGCUGCUCUGGUAACUGUCAAAAUAGAGACAAUGUCCUUGAUUUCACAGCUCGCCGAGGACACCUCGAACUCCUCAAAUGGGCUAAAGAAGAGGCGAAGUUAGAUUGGCCAGAAGGCGAGAGCGAUGAUGACGAACCGGAUUUACUUAGUUUUACAUCAUGCAAAGCUGCUGCUCUUGGCGGUCACCUCGAUUGUCUCAAGUAUUGUCGAGAGAAAGGGUGUGCAUGGGGGCUAUGGGUGAUGGAAAGUGCAGCGUUUUCGGGAUCAUUAGAUUGUCUGCGCUACGCAUGCGAAAAUGGGGCGUCAUGGUCAUUUUUCGAUUUUGAUGAGGGAUCUGAAAUUUUUGAUGACGGGGAUGAGUUUUGGUAUGGCGUUACGCAAUAUGCAGCCGCUAUGGGAUGGCUAGAUAUUGUUCAGUACUGUUUCGAGCAUGGUGCCCCGUGGUCGACCUUCACGUGCGAAUACGCCGCUAAAAACAAUCACUUGGCUAUGCUGCGCUACGCACUCGCAAAUGGUGCAUCGUUUGCACAAGAUUAUGACUGGGACGAUAUCUCCGAGGAUUGGUUAGGUGUUGGAUCACACUGUGCCAAAAUGGGAAACCGGGAGAUGAUGGAGCUCGCUCAUCAAUCGGGCGCGGAAUGGGGAUCGCUGACGACAGAGUAUGCGAUUUUUUAUAACCACUUUGACUGCUUACAAUAUGCAUUUGAACAUGGUGCAGAACACGCCGAUCCAGGAGGAUUUAGCAUGUGGGAAGUAGAGGAUGAUUAUGCUGAUGACAUCGGCGAGGCGGCCAGAAAUGGCAACUUUGCAAUGCUAAAGUAUAUCGUCGAAGUAAUGAAGCGGGAAAUAUGUGAAAGAUAUUUUGACGACGAAGGAGACAUGGAGGAACGUAAUGCCGCAGCAAGUGGCUCUCUGGAGUGCUUGAAGUACAUCCAUUCUCUUCUCGAAGCGAAAGGAUACCCAUUCCUAGGACAAGCGUGCAUUGACGCUGCCAGAAACGGUCAUCUCAAUUGCGUGCAAUAUGUCGUAGAAAACGCGAAGAUGACGUUGAAGGAAGGCGCAGAGAUACUUUCCGAAGCAUGUGCAGAAGCGAAAAGACUCAAACGUUAUACAUGCCUCGAAUACUUAAGGUCUCUACUUAAGCACGAUUGA